UAAAGAGAUUACGCGGACAAUUUUAGUGAGACACACAUGACGUUAAGGCGGCAGUGUGGAGGGACGGCGGACGGAGACAGGACGCGGGGUCGCAGCACAGCCGAGCACCGUGCGGAGGCAUUCGGAGCUCCACAGUGACGAGGACAUCACCCUCCGAUCCGAGGAAGAAAAUAAAAGCUUUCUCCUCUGAAGCCCUUUCCAAACAAUCAGACAACACACAGCAGACACAUCUUCACAGACACACACCAAAGCACAACAGCAAAUAUGAGUGAGGCUAAAUCAGCUGGGGCUGUGGAAACAUUUGAUGAUUUGAACUCUAUUCCUAAUGGCAAAAGCCACGAGGACACGAUCGCUGCUAAAACACCACCUGCAGAAGACAAUGAGACGGAGACUGUAUCUAAUAGGGCCCAGAAUUCCAGUUGUAACAGAAGUGAGAAUGCAGAGGCGAACCUCCCAGAGAGCCAGGAGUUCUUAUCAGGCGUGGAGGAAAAAAAGGCUACACGAUUUACAGACUUUGAGGGAAAAACUUCAUUUGGCAUGUCAGUGUUCAACCUGGGCAAUGCAAUUAUGGGAAGUGGAAUCCUAGGACUGGCAUACGCCAUGGCCAACACGGGGGUCAUCCUGUUUUUGAUACUCCUUACAGUGGUGGCCGCCCUGUCAGCCUAUUCCAUCCAUUUGCUGCUGAAGUCGUCCGGCAUUGUAGGUAUUCGUGCAUAUGAGCAACUUGGCUACAGAGCCUUUGGCACCCCGGGGAAGAUGGCAGCAGGUAUUGCCAUCACGCUGCAAAAUAUUGGAGCAAUGUCCAGCUACAUGUAUAUAGUCAAGUAUGAGUUUCCUCUGGUCAUCCAGGCCUUUCUGAAGGUGGAUAAGCCUGCAGGUGAAUGGUACUUGAAUGGGAACUACCUUGUGAUCAUAGUAUCUGUUGCAGUAAUAUUACCACUGGCCUUAAUGAAACAGCUAGGAUACCUGGGAUACACCUCUGGCUUCUCCUUGAGCUGCAUGGUUUUUUUCCUUAGUGCAGUCAUUUACAAGAAGUUUGCUGUUCCUUGCCCUUUUGUGGACUUCAGCUCACUCAAUGGUACUCUCAAAGGGCUAACAGUCAACGCCACAGAUCAUGGUGGGGAGGAUGACCCUGCUUGUGUUCCCAAAAUGGCAAAUCUAAACUCACAAACGGCCUACACGAUCCCCAUCCUGGCGUUCGCCUUUGUGUGCCACCCUGAGGUCCUGCCCAUCUACACAGAGCUGCGCAAUGCCACCAAGAAAAAGAUGCAGCAUGUGGCAAACAUCUCCAUUGCAGUCAUGUAUGUCAUGUACUUCCUGGCUGCGCUCUUUGGAUACCUAACUUUCUAUGGUGAGGUGGAAGCAGAGCUUCUUCACACCUACAGCCGUAUUGAUCCAUACGACACUUUGAUUUUGUGUGUACGUCUGGCUGUUCUUACAGCUGUGACGCUUACUGUACCCAUUGUCCUCUUUCCUGUACGGAGAGCCAUCCAGCAGAUGCUCUUCCCCAAUAAAACCUUCUACUGGCCCCGCCACAUUGCCAUUGCUUUCAUUCUGCUGACAUUCAUCGACCUGCUGGUCAUCUUUGCCCCCAAUAUCCUCGGCAUCUUUGGGGUCAUUGGGGCCACAUCUGCUCCUUGUCUCAUCUUCAUCUUCCCUGCCAUCUUCUACAUUCGAAUUGUACCUGAAGAAGAAGAACCAAUGCACUCAUUACCCAAAAUCCUGGCUGCCAUUUUCGCUGGAAUAGGCUUCGUGGUUAUGAUAAUGAGUCUCAGCUUUAUCAUCAUUGACUGGACAUCUGGGAACAGCAAUGCCAGCAGUGGUCACUAAGCCCCACCCUACAGUUUUUCAGUUUUUAUAUAUUAUUCAUUUAGAUCAGUGUUAUGUUAAUGUCAUGCUUGGGAUUAUGUUUGAUGUUGAUGUUGCCCAGCUUUUUCUUUUUUUUUUUUCUAUGUGAUAAUAUUGUCCACAAAGGAGAAGACAUCUCCACAGUAGCUCCCACUCUAAUAACGUUACGUUGUAUUGCCAAACUGUGACAGCAGAUCCAGUCAGGUAGACUUUCUGGGAAAGCAGACUGUGAACUCAUUAAUUGGACAGGUGCAUAAAGAACAGUGUUGACAGAUGGAGGCAGUGCCUUGUGAGGCGAAUGUUAAAAACUAAUGAUGAAUGAAUGCACAGUCUUUAUACACCAGCCCCUUUUAAGAGUUGUGCUGCUUGUGUGCCUAUACUGUCUUUUGCUGUCUGUCUACACCUUGUAUGACAUAACAUCUAUAUACAGCUUCUAAAAUUAUAUUACUAUGUCUGAGACUCAUCUGUUUUAAUUAGUGCAGCUGACACAAAUUUACAUUCAGGUCCUUAAAUGCAUGCGUAUUAGAAAAUAGUUUAUUUUAGCUGUCCCCCCACAGCAUAGUCGGGUUGUGAACAAGUAAUGGCACAAAAAUGCAGUUUUAAUUUGAUGGUGUUUACAUCUAAAUCCAAGAAACAGAGUGGGAAUUAUACCAAUAUUUUGUAUAUAAGCCACCCCCACCACACACAUAAACACUUUUGGUUUCUGUAGUA
Molecule: messenger RNA, 2559 nt
Organism: Thalassophryne amazonica
Lineage: Eukaryota; Metazoa; Chordata; Actinopteri; Batrachoidiformes; Batrachoididae
Product: sodium-coupled neutral amino acid transporter 3-like
Exons: 17
Coding region: 265-1830 (521 amino acids)
Biological process (GO): histidine transport; L-glutamine transport; amino acid transmembrane transport
Molecular function (GO): L-glutamine transmembrane transporter activity; L-asparagine transmembrane transporter activity; L-histidine transmembrane transporter activity
Source: RefSeq, a predicted model, not a curated record